Molecule: messenger RNA, 1741 nt
Organism: Drosophila nasuta
Lineage: Eukaryota; Metazoa; Arthropoda; Insecta; Diptera; Drosophilidae
Exons: 2
Coding region: 78-977 (299 amino acids)
Source: RefSeq, a predicted model, not a curated record
CAAAGUUACAUUUGUAAUACAUUUUAGUGUCAUAACUAAACUCAUAAGCACACACUCCAAAAACUAUAGAUUUCAUUAUGGACAAUUUCGGUAUACCCACCGAGAUCAAUGUUGGUGUUAUGAAGGCGAUCGCUGAACUUCAGUACACUGACUCUGAUUGUGGUUUUGUGAACGAAAAGAAGAUCAACGAUCAUGUGGUGUAUUACAAACAUGAUAAAGAUUCGCUUGUUCGGCAGUCCCUAGACAAUUUAACUUUUUUGGGCAUCUUGGUGCGAACUGGAUCUUCGGCGUUUGCCUUGCGACAAAACCUACAAUUUGCAUCUGGAGCAAAUGCAAUUCCAUGGAUCACUCCUCAAAAGCAAGAUGGGAACCUUAAGCGUGCCGCUAAAAUGAAACAAAAUUCAACAGCUAAAAAGAAAAGUUUUUCCCCCGCAGAAAUAGAUUCGUUGUUUUCCUACUACUUUGAACAAUAUAAGAACAUGAAAACGAUCACUAAUCGUGAACACUUUGAAGUAAAUAGUAAGACCAUAGUAUUAGAAGAUACAAACAAGUUGCCACUCAAUAUCGUUCUCAAGAAUCAGAAAUCAAAACCAAUGGAAGAAGUUUCGAAAAAUGUGGAAUCAAAGCUUAAAAACACAAAUCGCAAGGGCAAAAGAAAUAUUGAAGCUAAAACGAAAAGAUGUUCCCCCGCAGAAAUAGAUUCGUUAUUUUCCAGAUACUUUGAAGAAUACAGGAGCAUGAAAAUCAACAAUAAUCCUGUAAACUCUGAAGUAAAUACAGGACCGGAGGAUAUAACCAAUAUGUUACCUUUUAAUGCUCUUCUCGAGGAUCAGAAGUCAAAACCAAUGGAGGAAGUUUUGGAAAAUGUGGAAUCAAAGCUUAAAAUCACGAAUCGCAAAAACAAGCGAAAUAUUGAGGCUAAAAAGAAAAUAUAUUCCCCCCGCAGAAAUAGAUUCGUUGUUUACCAGUUACUUUGAAGAAUACAAGAACAUGAAAACAACCAAUAAUCGUGAACACUUCGAAGUAAUAGAAGAUACAAACAAUAAGUUGCCACUCAAUAUCGUUCUCGAGAAUCGAAAAUCAAAACCAAUGGAGCUUUCUCCAUUGAUCAUCAAAUCAUCAAAUAAUGUGGAUACGAAGCUUGAAAUCACAAAGCACAAAAACAAACGAAGUUUUGAAGCUAACAAGAAAAGAUGUUCCCCCGCAGAAAUAGAUUCGCUCUUUACCUAUUAUUUUAAAAAAUAUAAGAAAAUCAAAACUAUAAAUAAUUCUGAAAACUCCAAAGCAAGAACUUCUUCAAAACUUGGGAUGACAGGACUGGACGAUAAUAAUAAUUUACAACUCAGUGAACCUCUGGAUGGUCAGACCUCUAAUUCAAUUCAGAUUGCGGUAGAAAAAGCGGAACCAAAGCGUAAAAUUACAAUGGCCAAGGAGAAACGAAAUUUGAAAACAAAGAAAAAAUAUUAUUACUGCCCAAAAAUCGAUUCGAUAUUUGCUAAUUGCUUUGAAAAAUAUAGAAGGAAUAUGACUAUAGAUUAUUCAGAUGUUACUGUAUCAAAACGUGAGUCAAUAUUAGGAUCAACUGGACUGAAAGUAGCAAGCAAUAUUUUGCCAAUAAAGGAUAAAGAGUCUUUUAGUUGUUGGAAAUUUACAGAUCCAUUAGUUAUUUAAUAUAUUUUCGAAAAUUUGUAGUUGCUUCUAUGCAAUUUAAUAAAUUUAAAAAAUUAAUAUAAUAAAGCUU